AUGGAUGAAAAUUCAAAUUUCACACGUAAUAGUACUACUAAUUAUAAUAACAAGAAAUUACGAAAACUACCUCAUGUUUUCAGCAAAGUUUUGGAACUUCCUUUUAAAUCUGAUGCUGAUGUUCACAUCCAAGAAUUCCCUAAUUGUUUCAAAUUUACUGCUCAAAUCGAAGAUGCUGGAAUGGUUCUUGGUGAUGUUAAAGCUAAUGUCGUUAGGUAUCAUCCCGGGAUUAUCAAAAUUGUGAUAGUAAGGAGUGAUAAUCCGUUGGAAUCGACCAUUGAUGAGCUUGAAUUGGAUGUUUGGAGGUUUCGUUUACAACCGUCUGCACGAGCAGAGUAUGCUACUGCGGUUUAUGCGCAGGGGAAUCUUGUUGUGACUGUGCCGAAGGAUGGGUGGGGUGAGAAUGUUUGGAUGGGUGAUUGUAAGGGUGGUUUUAAGGGUAAUAUGGGGAAUCUUAUUCUUGUAUACUAA
Molecule: messenger RNA, 471 nt
Organism: Amaranthus tricolor (Joseph's coat)
Lineage: Eukaryota; Viridiplantae; Streptophyta; Magnoliopsida; Caryophyllales; Amaranthaceae
Exons: 1
Coding region: 1-471 (156 amino acids)
Source: RefSeq, a predicted model, not a curated record